AUGUCCGACGGGCGCUACACAGUUCCACAAGGCCUUCGCCCACUUCUCGAAGCCUUGGCCCGCGAAACUCUUCGAGCCCAACCCGAAGACGUCGCCAAUUUUGGCUAUAUCUUUUUCGAUCAACUCCAAAAACAUCGCAAAAGUGAGUUAGCCUAAAUUCUUCUAGGAAAUUGAAAAAAACUUGAUCGAAAAUCUAGAAGACUCUAGAAUUUUUGCUAAAAAAAAUUUGGCUAAUAGAAUAUUUUUCCAAAAAUUUUUUUUCCAAAAUUCCUGUCCAUUUUUGACCAUCCAAAAAAAUAAUUUUAUUUUUGCAAAACAGUGAAAAAUUUAUUCGUGGGCGUGAAAAAAAAGCUUAUGCAAAUUUUUCCAAAAAUAAUCUUCAUGAGAGUUUUUCUCUCGAAAAUGUUGCCAUUUUACUUACAAUUUUUAUACGAAAAAUACCGUACCUCUAUAAUUUUUCAUGUUUUCAACCCCACAAUUUGGCCACCAGGAAAUCAAAAACUACAGUAACCCUUGUGUAAAUUAUAGGGUGAAAUCUGGUAAACUAAUUAAAUUGCGGGAAGCUCCGCCCACAAAAUUUUGCGCAUAUAAAUUGGAGCUUGCUUUUGGAGAUGGAGCAUUUUCUGAGUAUUUUAGAGCACUUCCGGGAUUACUGUAGUUCAUGAUUACUGUAUGUUCCAGGAUUACUGUAGUUCUGAAUUUCUCUAGAUCUCAGGAUUACUGUAGCUCAAAAAAUUUUCUGGUAUUAGAGCUUAAUUUUCAGGAUUACUGUAGCUCAUGAUUACUGUAUUAUUAGGAUUACUGUAGUUCUGAAUUUCUCUAGAUCUCAGGAUUACUGUGGCUCAAAAAUUUUUGGAUAUUAGAGCCUAAUUUUCAGGAUUACUGUAGCUCAAAAUGUAUUGUUUUUUUUUUUCGAUUUUUUAUGGGUACUGUAGCUAAAAAUUUAACGAGAUUACUGUAGCUCCAUACUCAUCCAAUUCAUGAUUACUGUAGCUGAACAUUCAUCAAACUUUAGCCCUAAUUUUCAGGGCUACUGUAGUUUUAGAUUACUGUAUGUUUCAAGAGUACUGUAUCUAAACAUUUAUCAGAUUUUCGCGCCACUUUUUCAAAAUUACUGUAGCUCAAAAAUUAUUGAUUUUUACAGACACUCCAAACGUGGACAUAAUCUCCGAUCCAGUUUCAUACGAAAUGUUCCGAAGCGAUGUUCACCGUCAAUUUGACGAGACCAAAUAUGGAAACAAUUCUCGUCCGGCCAGUCCGUUGGAUCAGGCCGCAACCAAGAUUCAGGCCGUCUUCAAGGGACAUUUGGUUCGGGCUCAUCCGGAAAAAUAUGGUGUGAUGCCGAGAACUCAAUCCACUGAGAAAAUGGAUGCUUUUGAUAAUAAGAAGGAUAUUAAGUGAGUUGGGGUAACUUGGAAAAUUGCUGCAAGCUCUUAAGGUAGAGCUGCUUGCCUGAGAGGUUUAUUAGGCGUGGCUGCUUGUCAUAUGAGCUCUCAAGGCUUCUCAUAUAUGCUUGGCAGACAUUCCUCCUUGUCAGUAUGGUUCUCUAGACGCGACUUCUUAUACAUAAUAUACGCUCUCAAGGAGUCGCUUCUUGUCAUAGUAGUUUUGUAGGUACGGCUGCUUUUUGUAUAUGCUUGCAAGGAGUUUUUCUCUUUCCAAAGUGGUUCACAAGGCGCGGCCACUUGUGAUCAAAUAUUUCAAAGAGCGUAGACUUGCCAGAAUUGUUCCCUAGGCGCAGAUGCUUGCUAGAAUCGGUCUCAAGCCACUGCUACUUGCCAUAAGAGUUUUCUAGGCGCUGCUACUUGUCAUUAAAGCUCUCAAGGCGGAACUGCUUGCCAGAAUUGUUCCCUAGCCGCAGAUGCUUGCUAGAAUCGUUCUCAAGCCGCUUGUGCUUGUCAUUAAAGCUCUCAAGGAGUGGCUACUUGACAGAUAGCUUUUCAAGGUGCUGUUGCUUGCCAGAAUUUUUCUCUAGGCGCGGCUGCUUGUAGAAGGAGCUCUCAAAGCACACUUGCUUGCCAGAGUGGUUUUCAAGGCGCGACCACUUGUCAUAGGGGCUCUCAAGGCUCAGCUGCUUGCCAGAGUGAUUUUCAAGGCGCAGUUGCUUGUCAGAUUAAUUCUCUAGGGGCGGCUGCUUAUAAUUUACGUUUUCAAGUCUCUUCUCCUUAUCAGUAUUAUUCCCUAGGCGCUGCUUGUCAUUAGAGCUCUCAAGGCGUAGUCACUAGGCUCGACCUCUAUCCAUCACCCAAAAAUGAUUGCAGACGUCACUCAGUCGGCGGCUACGACAUCGAAACCACCAGCCCCGAAGACCGUGCGGCCGUCAAAAUCCAAUCCGAAAUCCGCGGUUUCUUAACCCGAAAACACGUCAACAAAAUGAAAGAGGAGGACACAAAUGCGGCGACCAAAAUUCAAGCUCACAUUCGCGGCUUCUUGACCCGAAAACAUUUGGACGAACAAGGACUUUUGUCACCAUCUCGAAGCCAUUCUUCAAUCCAUUCCAAUAACUCUGAUGAGCAUUGA
Messenger RNA from Caenorhabditis angaria, 2520 nucleotides. NCBI's taxonomy places the organism in Eukaryota, Metazoa, Nematoda, Chromadorea, Rhabditida, Rhabditidae. The record is from the annotation of a GenBank genome assembly.